AUGAAAAAAAUGUUAUACAUUGUAGUAAUAUUUCAACUUUCUAUUUAUUUCCAGCAAGAAGAUGAUGAGACUAGAACUAGUGAGGUAAAGCAAUAUCUUGCAUACAAUAUACAAAGGUUGAAAAAUUCAAAUCAUUUUCAAUCACAGGCUUAAAAUCAAUCAUUUUGGAAUUGGUGCAGAAAAAUGCUCCUUCUUAAGGAUAAACUAGCAGCUGGGACUGACAAAGCUACAAUAGUGCCUGUGUGAGUCCCAGAUGCAGGGUUUUGAACCCAGCACUUUUCUUUUGUAAGAAAUUAACCUGACAAUAUUAACAUUGUGUGAUCCCCCUUGGCCUGUCCCAGACAUUCAGAUAGUGGGAAGGGUGGGCGAAGUUGGGCAUGGACUAAACAUUGAUGAGGGAAAAAAUCCCCAGUCUCUCCUCCUUUUUGUUUCCCCUCAUGUUUCUUUUGCACUUGUUGCUUACAAUCUAACUUGCUCCCCACUAUCUAAAUGCCUGGAACAGGUUAGAUCAUAUAAAUAACAUGAGAUUCUUUCUUUCUUUUUUUUUAAGAUGGAAGAAGAUAUGAGUAAAGAGGUAAGUAUAAUAUUUGUAGAUUCAUUUUUAAAACUAGGAACUCAAUUUUUCAUUUAAGAAUCUAGAAUGGGCAUGGAAAGCUGUAUUUCAAAUAAAAGUGCAGACUAAUAAUAAUUUUUAGAAGAAUUAGCUAGGUAUUUUUAUUUCAGUGAGCUUGCCUGUAGAACUAUCUGCUCUCUUUAAAAAAAUGUUCUAUGAGUAGGAACUCUCUCAAAACCGCAAGAAUAUUAGAAUAUUAUACUCUUUUUUUCCUUUGCAGUGGGCUAUAAGAGAGGCAAGGUUCAGUAGAGUGUUGAACGAAGACAAAAGUGGUUGGCAUGUAAUUGUCAAAUUUCCAAAUGAUGAGCGCAUUAGCCGCUACAUCAAGAAGGAAUCAUGUUACCAGAUACAAGCUCUUGCUAAUUUGAAGUGUACAUAUGUAUCACUGGGAAUAUUCAAACUUUUAAAAUAUAGAAAAUACAGGUACUGUUACAUGUUACUCUGCCUCCUGACAAAUCAAUCCACCGUGUAUGUUGUAUGACCAUCAUUUCAACUUAAAAGAGAUGGAUUCUUUUAAUGGCCUUAAAAAAAACCUUCUAUUGAGAUAAAUUACUAAAAUACUUUUUUGCUUUUUUUUUUUAUAGGCAGUCUAUGACUGGGUUGGCUGCCAGGAUGGCCGGCCCCUCUUUUUUACCCUGCAUGGAGGGGGAGGGGUGAAAAAGCUGGAGGACCCUGUUGAAGGACACUGUUUACUCCACUUACAGGAGCGAGUGAGGAUAUUAAUAUUAAACAAUGAAUCGAGACAAUCAUGAAUAGUGAAAUUACAAACCAAUUUUUCUGGGAAGGUUAACUAGGCUAGACAACACUCAACCUGUUUAACAAGUUACCCACUUAUGUAUGUAUUGCUUGAGAUACAUGUAACAAUAAUCGUAGACAAAUAUCGUAAAAUUAAUAUCCCAAGGCAAUGAUAUUACAGAGCCAUAUCCUGCGUCACAAAUGUAAUCAAACCAUGGUGUGUAACGCUGAUAAUUUGUUUAUCCUUCGACCUGAAUGGCAAAUUGACAAUAGUUUUUUUUAAAGUUACUCACACCUAUUCAAAGAUACCCAAUUCCUGGUACACAGUAGUGGGCCAAGGAUAAGGGUUUUGGUGCUGUUUCACAGAUGGACUUGUUUUAAAAUAGAAGGUCCAGGCUAAUAGAUUAAUAGGCCCGUAAGGCUUAAAAAAUCCCACCCAGUGUAUCUAUACCAUCUACAGUACAUGGACAGUGUUCAGUACACAUAUCUACACAUGAAAAUAUUAUUCUUAUUAUUAUUGUUUUUCCCUCAAUGGAGGACAUAUUAGCACCGUCAGAAAGUGAAGAUGCGGGUGACAUUAAAUGCUAGAGGGUAGCAAGAGAACAGUAAUAAUUUAAUCCAAGUAAAGUAUCAUUAAAUGAUCACCUGGUUCCUACAGAAAGAUAUAUUUCAGGUUUCUAACCCUUACACAAAAAUUAUGUAACAUCCAAAAGAACAGUCCAUGUCUUAACUGUAAGUGGUGUGAUUAUUAUCUUGUACAGGAAGAGGAAGAAAUGCUUUCACUCCUUGAUUCUGAGGUAAUUAUUAUUGCUCUAAGGCCUAUGGAAUAUGGCACCACUGUACUCAGAAAAGUCUAUGAAUUAUCUUCCCCUAUGCCCAUUGACUCUUCGUUGGACAAAAAAUAUAAUAUUUCAACUAAUAAUAAUAAUAGUUAUAGUAAUGUAACAGUAAUAGCAAAUUUGAAAUUUAGCACCUUGCUUUUCAUGAUUACAACAGUAUCAUGAUAUAUUAGAAAGCCUUCUAGUAUUAGUCCAAUUUACGUUUAGAUUAAGAAACAUCACAUAGAAAUUACGCAGUGUGUACAGUGGGCUGAUGUUGCGUCCUUGUUUUGCACAGGUUUCCUUAAGAGGAUCAUUGCCAAAGGGCACUGAGGAUUUGUCCUCAACCUUACCCGGUAAGACUUCCAAAGAUAACGUUUGUAUACGUGAUAUGAAGUGGUGACGUGGAAAUUAAUGAAUUCUUCAAGUCCCAUGCAUAAAAUGACUCGAAUAGAC
Porites lobata is the source of this 2622-nucleotide messenger RNA. NCBI's taxonomy places the organism in Eukaryota, Metazoa, Cnidaria, Anthozoa, Scleractinia, Poritidae. The record is from the annotation of a GenBank genome assembly.